Messenger RNA from Propithecus coquereli (Coquerel's sifaka), 7260 nucleotides. RefSeq names its product unc-5 homolog D (C. elegans) (gene UNC5D). Gene Ontology annotation, biological process: netrin-activated signaling pathway. Gene Ontology annotation, molecular function: protein binding; netrin receptor activity. The transcript has 17 exons. NCBI's taxonomy places the organism in Eukaryota, Metazoa, Chordata, Mammalia, Primates, Indriidae. Gene Ontology annotation, cellular component: membrane. The record is from RefSeq and is a predicted model, not a curated record. The coding region runs from base 293 to 3154 and encodes 953 amino acids.
CGCUCCUCCGCUCCGUAGUCCGCGGCCCGGCGGCGGCGCGGCGGGGACGGCGGGCGACUCCGGUGGCAGCGGUCGCCGCGCUAAGGGAGGCUAUGGGGACGCGCGCUUUCUCGGGGUGCCCCUCCAGUGGCGGCUCGGAGCGCCCUGCCCCGCUGCUGUAGGCAGCGGCCGUGGAGCAGAGUCACUCGCUGAAGACCCCCGGGACCCACUUGCCGCGGGCCCUGCGUCGCCGUGCCUCUCCCGGAUCCGGCAGCGUGGACGAGGAGCCGUGCCCCAGCGCGGGGCGAGGAGCAUGGGGACGGCGGCGGCCGCAGGAGGCGGCGGCGGAGGGACGCGCCGGUGGCUGCGGUGGCUGGGGCUGUGCCUCUGGGCGGCGGGGGCUGCGGCUGCCCGAGGAACUGACAAUGGUGAGGCCCUUCCUGAAUCCAUCCCAUCAGCUCCUGGGACACUGCCUCAUUUCAUAGAGGAGCCGGAUGAUGCUUAUAUUAUCAAGAGCAACCCUAUUGCACUCAGGUGCAAAGCAAGGCCUGCCAUGCAGAUUUUCUUCAAGUGCAAUGGCGAGUGGGUCCAUCAGAAUGAGCACGUCUCUGAGGAGAGUCUGGACGAGAGCUCAGGCCUGAAGGUCCGUGAGGUGUUCAUUAACGUCACCAGGCAGCAGGUGGAGGACUUCCACGGGCCAGAGGACUACUGGUGCCAGUGUGUGGCAUGGAGCCACCUGGGGACCUCCAAGAGCAGGAAGGCCUCUGUGCGCAUAGCCUAUUUACGGAAAAACUUUGAACAGGACCCACAAGGACGAGAGGUCCCCAUUGAAGGCAUGAUCGUGUUGCAUUGCCGCCCUCCGGAGGGAGUCCCUGCGGCAGAGGUGGAAUGGCUGAAAAAUGAGGAGCCCAUUGACUCCGAACAAGACGAGAACAUUGACACCAGGGCUGACCACAACCUGAUUAUCAGGCAGGCGCGGCUGUCAGACUCGGGGAAUUAUACCUGCAUGGCGGCCAACAUAGUGGCUAAGAGGAGAAGCCUGUCCGCCACCGUGGUGGUCUAUGUGAAUGGAGGCUGGUCUUCCUGGACAGAGUGGUCAGCCUGCAAUGUUCGCUGUGGUAGAGGAUGGCAGAAACGUUCCCGGACCUGCACCAACCCAGCUCCUCUCAAUGGUGGGGCGUUUUGUGAGGGGAUGUCAGUGCAGAAAAUAACCUGCACUUCUCUCUGUCCUGUGGACGGGAGCUGGGAAGUGUGGAGUGAAUGGUCAGUCUGCAGCCCGGAGUGUGAGCAUCUGCGGAUCCGCGAGUGCACGGCGCCGCCCCCCAGAAACGGGGGCAAAUUCUGCGAAGGUCUCAGCCAGGAAUCUGAAAAUUGCACAGAUGGUCUCUGCAUCCUAGAUAAAAAACCUCUUCAUGAAAUAAAACCCCAAAGCAUUGAAAAUGCCAGCGACAUUGCUUUGUACUCGGGCUUGGGCGCUGCAGUCGUGGCCGUUGCAGUCCUGGUCAUUGGCGUCACCCUUUAUAGACGGAGCCAGAGUGACUAUGGCGUGGACGUCAUUGACUCCUCCGCAUUGACAGGUGGCUUCCAGACCUUCAACUUCAAAACAGUCCGUCAAGGUAACUCCCUGCUCCUGAAUUCCGCCAUGCAACCAGACCUGACGGUGAGCCGAACAUACAGUGGACCCAUCUGCCUGCAGGACCCUCUGGACAAGGAACUCAUGACCGAGUCCUCACUCUUUAACCCUUUGUCGGACAUCAAAGUCAAAGUACAGAGCUCAUUCAUGGUUUCCCUGGGAGUGUCCGAGAGAGCAGAGUACCACGGCAAGAGCCAUUCCGGGACCUUUCCUCAUGGCAACAACCGAAGCUUUAGUACGAUGCAUCCCAGAAACAAAACGCCCUACAUCCAAAAUCUGUCAUCACUCCCCACCAGGACAGAACUCAGGACAACUGGUGUCUUUGGCCAUUUAGGGGGGCGCUUAGUGAUGCCCAAUACAGGGGUGAGUUUACUCAUACCGCAUGGUGCCAUUCCAGAGGAGAAUUCCUGGGAGAUUUACAUGUCCAUCAACCAAGGUGAACCCAGCCUCCAGUCUGAUGGGUCCGAGGUGCUCCUGAGUCCUGAAGUCACCUGUGGUCCUCCAGACAUGAUCGUCACCACUCCCUUUGCGCUGACCAUCCCACACUGUGCAGACGUCAGCUCCGAGCACUGGAACAUCCACUUAAAGAAGAGGACACAGCAGGGCAAAUGGGAGGAAGUGAUGUCAGUGGAGGAUGAAUCCACAUCCUGUUACUGCCUUUUGGACCCCUUUGCAUGUCACGUGCUCCUAGACAGCUUUGGGACCUAUGCCCUCACUGGAGAGCCAAUCACAGACUGUGCCGUGAAGCAACUCAAGGUGGCAGUUUUUGGUUGCAUGUCCUGUAACUCCCUGGAUUACAACUUGAGAGUUUACUGUGUGGACAAUACCCCCUGUGCAUUUCAGGAAGUGGUUUCAGAUGAAAGACAUCAAGGUGGACAGCUACUGGAAGAACCAAAGUUGCUGCAUUUCAAAGGGAAUACCUUUAGUCUCCAGAUCUCUGUUCUCGAUAUUCCCCCAUUUCUCUGGAGAAUUAAACCGUUCACUGCCUGCCAGGAAGUCCCGUUCUCCCGCGUGUGGAGCAGUAACCGGCAGCCCUUGCACUGUGCCUUCUCCCUGGAGCGCUACACGCCCACCACCACCCAGCUGUCCUGCAAAAUCUGCAUCCGGCAGCUCAAAGGCCAUGAACAGAUCCUCCAAGUGCAGACAUCAAUCCUGGAGAGUGAAAGAGAAACCAUCACUUUCAUCGCACAAGAGGACAGCACUUUCCCUGCACAGACUGGCCCCAAAGCCUUCAAAAUUCCCUACUCCAUCAGACAGCGGAUUUGUGCUACGUUUGAUACCCCCAAUGCCAAAGGCAAGGACUGGCAGAUGUUAGCACAGAAAAACAGCAUCAACAGGAAUUUAUCUUACUUUGCUACACAAAGCAGCCCGUCUGCUGUCAUUUUGAACCUGUGGGAAGCUCGUCAUCAGCAUGAUGGUGACCUUGACUCCCUGGCCUGUGCCCUUGAAGAGAUUGGGAGGACACACACGAAACUCUCAAACAUUACGGAAUCCCAGCUCGAUGAAGCCGACUUCAACUACAGCAGGCAAAACGGACUCUAGUCCACCUCCUCCCAGGAGACAGAGUGAUGGUCAGCUUUGGGACAUUUCUUUAAAUGGCAAAGAAAGAGGCAGUUUUGUGCCCAGUGGCAUUUGGGGAAUUCAGCCUUCAUUUACGAUCAGUGAGAUUCCCUGGUGGAAGAAACUGAAUUUUGUAUAAGUAAAACGUGUCAAUAGGGAAGAGUAUAAGCUCUCUUAGAUAUAAGAGGGCUCUGCUGUCUCCUUGAACCCACACUCGGGUUAACACUGGUUGCACUCCUCAGAUCUGGAGUGGCGAGAAUGAUAGUGAGGGCAUAUAUCUAAAAGUAGCUGUGGGAGAAAAUGAGCUACAAUAAAGCUGGGAAGGCAGAUGACUGAUCGAGUGCAUGUUUUAAAACAGGUUUUUAAUGAUGUGCCCCACAAAAGCCAGCUGAUUCUGGUACCAAAUUAUCAGAGUUUGCUACCAACUGGCAUCUGGGAUAUCAGGAAUCAUGUUAGAAGUGAAAUGGGGUUGCUAACCCAUUUGUAUAAUUUCAGCAACGUCAAGGAGGGCAUUUAGAAUGUAGGAUCUGAGUACCAAUUCACACCAGCACCAAUUCCCUGUCUCUCCUAGCCACUUACUGGAGACAAGAUGAAGAGGUAAGAUAGACCACAAACUAGUUCUUGUAGAGCACCCCACCUUCAUUUUCUUCCCCAGAGACAAUUCUACCCAUAUUCUUUCUUCCUCUUCCUUAUCCAUUACAGUAGAGAGGUUUCAAGGAACUAGACCUGUCAAUAUGGAAACGUAUUUCUUCUAACUCAACAAAGUUGGACCACCUCUGUUCUCACAUAAGCCACUCAAAUGGAAGAAUGUUAUUAGAACACAGCUUGUUGCAUGGAUUUGGAGACAGGAGAGGUCAGAUCAGGUCUAAGGAGAUACACGAAAUGCAGAUGUCACAGACCUCCAAUACACUGUAAUGCUGGGAGACAGGUGUUGAUCUAGUUCUCCAACAUUGUUAUAAGGGAAUGAGGACUUCUGUACUUCGCAAUCCAGAUUCUUGAAAUUUCCUAGCCUUUUGGUACUAUGUCAUUACAGAAUCUCUCAGUAGGGGUAUAGGUCAUCCUCCUCUGCCUCUUGAGAAAUUAGCAGAUAGUCUUUGCUCUAAAUGGUAUCCAAGUAAAUAGACUCGAGGAAUACCUCUGCCACCAUGUCCCAGAAACCAUAGGCAUCAUUCAGGGAGCCUUCAGGCUCCUACUUCUCAGCCUCACUGAGUAUGCUUUCUCUGUAAAACCAUUCACAUCUGGCUAUUGCUUUAUGACUCUUUUUAAAAUUAGGAAGAAGUGCUAUUGUGGAGCAUCGAAAUCCACAGACAGUUUGUGACCCUCAUCUUAACACUUCAUCUUUUUUAUCCUACUAAAUCAUUUUUGACAAGAUGUCCUGGCAGGCUAAAGAUGAACACAUAUACUCCUGCUCAUUUUGCGGUGGAUGUUUUAAUUAGCUGCCCACAAUCAGGACGACCAAAGUCAAGGACUAGAUUAACUACAAGGCAGCUAAUCAGCUACUUAGAGGUCGGUUACAUUGGAAUAAAGUAAAAGGAGUUAGGGAAUGAGGGAGGUGGGGUGUACUUGGCAGUGGGGAUAUGAGCAUUUUUUAAAAAACAUUUUUUAUAGACCCUUGUUAAAAAGAAAGAAAGAAAACGAAUGUUGUGAAUCUCCACCCAAGUGAAAAAGACCUAGAGACAGGUUGAAUGAACGAUACCAUGGAUAAGGCAUUGAAGAACUCUUGAAUGUGUUGGCCAUUUUCUCUAACUAAUGUGUGGUAUAUACGGUCCCCUGUAUUAGAAGGCUUUGCUACAUGUAAUUCAAGAGCAUCUUGCUUUUCUCAGGAACCAAAGGCUUAUUAUAUAGAACAAACCAAUCAUCUUAGAACUGGCAAGCAUAUUUUCAAAGUACCAUAUCAAGAUCAGAAAAUCACCCUUCCGCUAGUGUGUUCGACUUGUUUAUUCCUUCUAGGGAACAAUAGAGGGACAGCAUAAAAAUGUAAAUCAUUUGACAUCACUGACAUAAUUUCUGAAAGAGAAAGAGGUGGAAGUAGAUGGUCAGUGGCAGUAAACUAGAGGUUAGUUGGCACAGGAUGCUAUACAGAAGGAAUCUGCAUUAACUGUUGAAUAAUAACUUGUAGAAAACACAUUACGGAGUUUACGUUAGUAUCCAUCUUGGAGGAUUUUUGUUUUAAACCAUCCUACCCAUUUUUCCCCUUUCCUUCUAAUUGACCUUAGAAUUGUUUCAUCUAUUCUGUGAAUCCACACAGGUCUUUUUCAGAUGUUGGAUACAUUUUUUAAUAUUUUAAAACAGAUGAAAAAUGUAAACGAUUUUCCCUAAAAUCUAUCUAGAUUAUUUUAAGAUGAAAUUAUUGUCAAUCCCCGAAUGUCUGGAAUUUUCUCCCAUGGAUUUUGUUCUGUUGUUUUGUUUUGGGCCUGGGUUUUAUAAAGGCACUUGAACAUCAUAGCAUGUAGAGCAACAGAGGAAGAAGUUAGCAUGAUUUAUCUCGGAUUUCAGCCCAAGGUUUAAUCAAAUCCGUAUUUCAGUGCAUUUGGUUCCCUCUUUACAUUUCUCUCUUACUUAUUUCUGCUAAGAUCCUAAAUGGGAUUUCUAUAGAAGUGUAUGAAAUUCUGUGGCCAUUGCAUGUCAGAAUUGUGCAGUAUUUUACAAUAGAAUUUCAAAGAGAACCCGUUUGUGAGGUUUAUAGACCAAGACGUACAUAUGAGGAGGUAGAAAUUUUUUGCAGAUUAGAUGAAGACUUAGGUCACACUUGAACUUGUGGUUAUUCACUAUAACCUAAACUUCAUUCCUUUGUUCUAUUAUAACAUAUGCCUAUCACAAUACAAAUAACUCUCUUAAAAGAUUUACUCAUCUGUCCAAGCGCUUAAUUUGGAAGUCUUAUAGUCCUAGUGCAAAAUUAAGCAAAAAUUAAAAGUACCCUUGAGUACUUGCUAAGAAACUUAAAAUUUUUACAAAAUAGCCCACUUAAUGCCAGAUCUUUGAGUCUUCAAAGACAUUUAAGUCUAAUAGUCAUGCUUUAAACAGGACUUAAAAUUAUGCCACCAAAAUGGUGCACUUCACAGCUGCACCCGACUGCAGCAUCAUAAAGUUAAUUUACAGUUUUUACAGCAUUGCUUGUGCAAUCUUACAGGUUUACAUUAAAAUCCUUUAAGCCAUAAGGAAGCUUGCUCUAUGGAUUUAAAUGCAAACUUCAUUUACUGGUGCAGGAAGCCUCAUAAAACUCAGAUAUACUCCCACAAAAAUUUCAUUGGCCUUUUUGUUAAGAGAUGAAAAGGAAUUCCCUUUAAAAAGGGGAACUUUUCUUUUUUUAAAAUUAUUUUUAUCUCCAAUUACAAGUGUUGUCCUUCGCCGUGGUGUGUAUAUUUUUCUUUCAGUUGGCUUUGAGAAGGGAUAUUAAGUCAAAUCACUAAAACAGGGUUCUCUUUGGAUUAAAAGUUUCGGAUUUCAAUGCUUGACAAAAAGUCUCAACUUCAGGAUUGAUAAGCAAAGGUAGAAUAUUCAAAUGGUAUAAUUGGUUUUAGAUAGAAUUCUCCACUUGCCAAACUUCUGGCAAAUUUACCUGUGAAUUUCAGAAUGUUACAAAAUCUUUUGAUACGCUUUUGUUUUCCAUUUUAGCCAUUUCCUCUUUGAUUUCUUAGUCCUUCUGCCCUCUGUAAAUGUGUUUAAUGAUAUAGCUGUCAGAUGUGUGGAAGGCAAAGUUCUCGCUGAGGUUCUUCGUUCCAGCUCUGGAAAGGGCACAGGAGUCCCCAAGGAGCUGAGAAACGUUCCUCUCCUGCUCAUUGUCAUUGUUUCCUCAUGAAACAUUGCAGAGUUUGAAUCCUUAGUAACUCCCCAUUGACUGGACUAGAGGCGACAGCCACAGCGAAUGGGGGAGCAAAAACGUCGGCCUACAGAGAGUGACAAAAUUCUAUUAGCCCUUUGGUGUUAGUUGCCAUAGUGCUGUAUUUGAAAAUCGAUGCUUUAGCCAAAAGCCAAAUGGCCACCGUUUCCGUAGUUUCCACUGUUUCGUCUGCAUAGAAUUUUCCUGAACUACGAGCAAAAAUGUAUUUUGUCAAAUGUCACAAAAGUGAAAGAUGUUACUAAUCUUA